Coregonus clupeaformis (lake whitefish) is the source of this 2819-nucleotide messenger RNA. Its product is annotated as dynamin-1-like protein. Gene Ontology annotation, cellular component: mitochondrion; membrane; cytoplasm. Lineage: Eukaryota; Metazoa; Chordata; Actinopteri; Salmoniformes; Salmonidae. The record is from RefSeq and is a predicted model, not a curated record. Gene Ontology annotation, biological process: mitochondrial fragmentation involved in apoptotic process; mitochondrial fission. Gene Ontology annotation, molecular function: GTP binding; GTPase activity; microtubule binding. The transcript has 20 exons. The coding region runs from base 117 to 2303 and encodes 728 amino acids.
UCUGGGCGGGGUAAAUUGUGGCGGUGUGGGGGACACUGAAUGACUUUGUGCCUGUGUUUAGCAGGGUAGCUGGCUAGUUAGUCCAUUUAUUUGACAGGUACAGCCUUUUCAGAGCUAUGGAGGCCCUUAUCCCUGUCAUCAACAAAUUACAAGAUGUGUUUAAUACAGUUGGCGCGGACAUUAUCCAGCUGCCGCAGAUUGCUGUUGUUGGAACGCAGAGCAGUGGGAAGAGUUCAGUGCUAGAGGCUCUGGUGGGCAGAGACCUUCUGCCCCGGGGUACUGGCGUCGUCACCCGUCGGCCCCUCAUCCUCCAGCUGGUCCACGUGGACCCAGAGGACCGCAGGAAGACCAGCGAGGAGAAUGACCCCAAUGCCUGGAGAAACAUGCGCCUUUACAAAGGCGUCGACGGAGAGGAAUGGGGCAAAUUUCUACACACCAAAAACAAGAUCUACACAGACUUCGACGACAUCAGGCUCGAGAUCGAAGCUGAAACGGAAAGAGUUUCUGGCAAUAACAAGGGAAUCACUGAUGAGCCCAUACACCUGAAAAUCUUCUCCCCUCACGUAGUCAACCUCACGCUGGUGGAUCUGCCAGGUAUCACAAAGGUCCCGGUGGGAGACCAGCCCAAAGACAUAGAGGUGCAGAUCAAAGACUUGAUCGUGAAGCACAUCUCUAACCCCAACUCUAUCAUCCUGGCUGUGACUGCUGCCAACACAGACAUGGCCACCUCAGAGGCCCUCAAAGUGGCGCGCGAGGUCGACCCUGAUGGCAGGAGGACGUUGGCUGUGGUGACCAAACUGGACCUGAUGGAUGCUGGGACAGAUGCCAUGGACGUACUGAUGGGCCGAGUCAUCCCUGUCAAACUGGGCCUCAUAGGAGUGGUCAACAGGAGUCAGCUUGACAUCAACAAUAAGAAGUCAGUGGCUGAUGCCAUCCGUGAUGAAUAUGCCUUCCUACAGAAGAAGUACCCUUCCCUCGCCAACAGAAAUGGAACCAAAUACUUGGCCAGAACGUUGAACAGGUUGUUGAUGCACCACAUUAGAGACUGUCUCCCGGAGCUGAAGACUCGUAUCAAUGUGCUGGCGUCCCAGUACCAGUCCCUGCUGAGUAGCUACGGUGAACCUGUAGAGGACCAGAGCUCUACUCUGCUGCAGCUCAUCACCAAGUUCGCUGCAGAGUACUGCCACACCAUCGAGGGCACCGCGAAGUACAUAGAGACAACAGAACUGUGUGGUGGAGCACGAAUCUGUUAUAUUUUCCAUGAGACGUUUGGUCGGACGCUGGAGUCCGUAGACCCGCUGGGAGGUCUGACCACCAUAGACGUGCUAACAGCUAUUAGGAAUGCUACAGGCCCGCGGCCUGCCCUGUUUGUGCCCGAGGUGUCAUUUGAGCUGCUGGUGAAGAGACAGGUGAAGAGACUGGAGGAGCCCAGCCUGCGCUGUGUGGAGCUGGUUCACGAGGAGAUGCAGAGGAUCAUCCAGCACUGCAGCAACUAUAGCACACAGGAGCUGUUGAGGUUUCCUAAGCUCCAUGAUGCCAUAGUAGAAGUGGUCACAUCCCUCCUCAGGAAAAGGUUACCAGUCACCAAUGAGAUGGUUCAUAACCUGGUGGCCAUCGAGUUGGCUUAUAUUAACACCAAACACCCUGACUUUGCUGAUGCCUGUGGCCUCAUGAACAACAACAUAGAGGAACAGAGACGCAACAGAAUGAGAGAGCUGCCCUCAUCUGUUCCUCGGGAUAAGUACUUUAAGGGCCCAGGUGGUCAGUCUCUCUCCCCCACUGAUCUUCCUCCCCCAGAAGGAGAAGGACCCAAGACUGCAGGUGGUGGUCCCCAGGGAGACCAGGACGGAGGGACAGGGAACUGGAGGGGCAUGCUGAAGAAGGGAGAGGAGGGGAUGGGUGGAGACAAGUCCAUGCUCCAGACCUCAAACCCCGCCAGCCCACAGAGGGGCCAUGCCGUCAACCUGCUGGAUGUGCCAGUUCCUGUUUCCAGGAAACUAUCGGCCAGAGAGCAGAGGGACUGUGAGGUCAUCGAGAGGCUUAUCAAGUCCUACUUCCUCAUCGUCAGGAAAAACAUCCAGGACAGCGUGCCCAAGGCGGUGAUGCACUUCCUGGUGAACCAUGUGAAGGACAGCCUGCAGAGUGAACUGGUGGGUCAGCUGUAUAAGGCUGGUCUGCUGGACGACCUGCUCACCGAGUCUGAAGACAUGGCCCAGAGACGCAACGAAGCUGCAGACAUGCUCAAGGCCUUGCAGAAAGCUAGUCAAGUGAUUGCCGAGAUCAGAGAAACACACCUGUGGUGAUGACCUCUACCUCCAUACACUCUCCCUCCCACAAGGACCCUAAACCCUUCCCCCUAAGCCCUAAGCCCUGUUCUGUCUCAAACCUACCUGGACUGCAGAGACGGCGAACUUGGAAAUGCACUGGUGUCACAAUUUGUGUUUUUAUUGUGUCUCAAUUCUCCAUCCUCCUCCUAAAGUUUGCACUUCCACACUCCCCUGUCAUGGUUUUAAAAGCAAUGGAUUGGUGUAAGCACUGGCUGGAGGGAGUUUCCACUGUUUUGUUAAAUCCAUGACCGGAUAAGUGUAAAAGUGCACACUUCUGGAGAAUUGGGACGCACAUUUGAAGAAAGUUGUGUGAUGUAUUAUAGGGACUUGACCAAUACGAAGGGCAGUAAAUACAGAAUCAGUCUUCACCUGCACCACACCACACACCAAAUUAUCUUUCAUAUGUAAGUAGUAGUAUUAUAUUGAUGAACAUGUAAGGUGUGAGGCCUACCUACCGAAUAAUGUAGAGUUAAAUUAAAGAUGUUUACUCUA